UUUUUAGAGUGUUGAAAUGAAUAAAAUUUGGUCACUACUUUGUUAUAUUAUCCUGUACAAGGAUAUUCUUUCACACUUUCGCUUCUUCUUGCUGUUCUGAUUGUUAUAUGCUUCGAUCACUUAUUUUUCUUUUCUAUCUCCUCAAAAUAGGUUCUUGAGAUGAGUCCCGAGAGAGAAGAGUAUGCGGAUUGGAGAGGGAAAAACGCAGAUCCCAGAGAGCAUGGUGGAGUUAGAGCCGCAAGCUUUGUAUGUGUGGUGGAGGUAUUGGAGAAUUUGGUUUUCUUAUCAAAUGCCUCAAACUUUGUUGUAUACUUUCUGAUGUCUAUGAAUUACAAACCUGCUGAAGCUUCAAACAUGGUGACCAAUUUUAUGGGAACCUCUUUUCUGCUCACGAUAUUUGGUGGAUUCAUUAGUGAUUCAUUCAUCACAAGAUUCAAAACCUUCAUCUUCUUUUGUUCAAUUGAGUUGCUGGGACUUAUCUUACUGACAGUCCAAGCUCAUGAACCACAUUUACAUCCAGCCAUGGGUAGAAGGCCUUCAGGGUCACAAGCAGCCAUUCUUUACGCUGGGCUCUAUGCUAUGGCCUUUGGUGUUGGUGGUGUUAAGGCCACCUUGCCUGCUCAUGGUGCUGAUCAGCUUGACCACAGCAAUCAGCGACUCAUCUCUGCCUUCUUCAACUGGUUUUUCUUUUCCCUAUGUACUGGUGGCCUCAUAUCUGUAACUUUGAUGAUUUGGAUUGAAGAGAACCUUGGUUGGAAUUGGAGUUUUAAGAUAUCGGUGAUAGUCUUGAGUGUGACCCUUUUCAUUUUCACCAUUGGUUUCUCAUUUUACAGAUACAAACUUCCUGGUGGAAGUCCAUUAUCAAGGAUCUUUAAGGUGUUUGCUUCUACAGCUCGAAACUGGAAAUUAUCACCAAUAGAGAGAGUGAAUGGACGAUCACAUAGCAAGUUCAAGAUUCUAGAUAAAGCAUUGAUUGACAACACAGUUACUGCAACUGAUGUGGAGGAAACAAAAACCUUUCUUGGCCUGCUUCCCAUAUUUGCAACCACAAUUCUGAUGAACUGUUGCCUAGCUCAACUAAUGACAUUCACAGUGCAACAAGGGAACAUCAUGAACAGAACAAUACACCAUUUCAAAAUCCCUACUCAAUCAUUAACAGUAUUUCCCCUCAUCAUCAUGCUUGCUUCGAUUCCCUUAUACGAGCAGUUCGUACGUAUUUUUGGCAAUGAGAAGGCUAAAAUGUUCCAACCACUUCGGAGGAUUGGGUUGGGGCUAGCACUGGCAUCAGGGUCCAUGGCUGUGGCAGCUAUAGUUGAAGUUAAGAGACGUGAGGCUGCUGAGAAUAAUGUCAUAUUGUCUGUCUUUUGGCUUGGGUGGCAAUACCUUUUGCUAGGAGUUUCUGACAUGUUAACUCUUGGGGGAAUGCUUGAGUUUUUCUACUCAGAGGCACCUGCUAGCAUGAGAAGCAUGUCUACUGCAUUGUCAUGGUGCUCUACAUCAAUGGGGUACUUCCUUAGCUCAGUGCUUGUGGGCAUAACCAAUUCAGUGAGUGGAAAAUAUGGUCAACCAUGGCUUGGGGGAAAAAGUUUGAAUCAAACCCGUUUGGAUCUAUUUUACACCCUCCUUUCCAUUCUUAACAUCCUUAAUCUUUUGGCCUACAUGUACUGUGCCAAGAGGUAUUAAGAGUUUGAAAACUGCAGACUAAAUCAGUAUUUGAAAGCUUGUCGCUGUAAUCGUAAAGACUGGAAGUAUAUAUAUUGAACUGUGUAAAACUAUACAAUGAAUUGUCUUUAUAUAGGCAGAUAUGUAAGUGCUGGACAAGUAAUAUGAGUACAGUACAAAUAAAACAAAGCCGAGAAUUCGUUGGACUUGUAAAGCAUUGUGCUGUAUGUUAUUAAAAGUCAUUUUUAGUAGAAUGAUACUAGCAUAUACAUGUGUAAUGAAAACGAACU
Quercus robur (English oak) is the source of this 1952-nucleotide messenger RNA. Its product is annotated as protein NRT1/ PTR FAMILY 4.2. NCBI's taxonomy places the organism in Eukaryota, Viridiplantae, Streptophyta, Magnoliopsida, Fagales, Fagaceae. Bases 160 to 1683 code for a protein of 507 amino acids. Gene Ontology annotation, molecular function: transmembrane transporter activity. The transcript has 5 exons. Gene Ontology annotation, cellular component: membrane. Gene Ontology annotation, biological process: transmembrane transport. The record is from RefSeq and is a predicted model, not a curated record.